AUGGAGAUCAAUCCCCUAUAUCCUCGACAAUAUGCAGGUAACUCUAGCCCAUCCAAGAUCAUCAAGAUCGCGACCCUGGCAACCCACAAGGCCCUCGGUGGCAUAGCAUAUGCCAAACGACCCAAGUUCUGGAUGAUGAGUCCGUGGGAGACCGAGCAAAUGGACCUCUACGUCAAUUCCGUCACUCAGCAUUGUUACGACUUCCCGGACGCCAACUUGAUCCUGUCAUGGCACGCCUCCAGUUUCCUAGGAGCUCCCAGAUGCUCCUUCUAUUCUUUUGGGGCUUCCUAG
Molecule: messenger RNA, 291 nt
Organism: Punctularia strigosozonata HHB-11173 SS5
Lineage: Eukaryota; Fungi; Basidiomycota; Agaricomycetes; Corticiales; Punctulariaceae
Exons: 3
Coding region: 1-291 (96 amino acids)
Source: RefSeq, a predicted model, not a curated record